Camellia sinensis is the source of this 3018-nucleotide messenger RNA. The record is from RefSeq and is a predicted model, not a curated record. Lineage: Eukaryota; Viridiplantae; Streptophyta; Magnoliopsida; Ericales; Theaceae.
UGUACAUUUUCUAUGCUUGUACUUCCAUUUACAAUGAUGACUCCAGAGAGAAGGGUUAACGGUGUUUUAAUGGAUUUCUUCUUUGCUUUGCUUCUGGGUUGUUUGUUUCUCGCGAUUCCACUUCAUGGGCAGGAACCCCAGGACAAAUCUGGUUUCAUAAGCAUAGAUUGUGGAAUACCAGAUGGUUACACUGAUGAGACAACAAACAUAUAUUACAGUUCUGAUGCAAACUUUGUGGACAAUGGUAUAAAUAGUGACAUAUCAGCUGAGUACAAAACAGGAAAUCUUGAUCGGCGGCUGGCCAAUCUCAGAAGCUUUCCUCAAGGAAUCAGGAGCUGUUACACCUUGAGACCUCAACAAGGCAAAAACAAUAACUAUUUGAUGAGAGCUUGGUUCUUGUAUGGCAAUUAUGAUGGAAAGAAAAACAGACCAAGGUUUGAUAUGUAUAUUGGCGUUAAUCUCUGGGACAGAGUCCAGUUUUUGGACGAUUCUGAAGUCGUCACAAAGGAGAUCAUGUAUGUAGCCUCAACAAAUUAUAUACAUGUUUGCGUAAUAGACAUUGGUCUUGGAACACCUUUCAUAUCUGCACUAGAGCUGAAGCAUUUGAAUAAUUCCAUCUACAAGUCCCAGUCUGGAGGCAUGGUACCCUAUGAGCGGAAAUAUAUGGGUUCAUAUGGAGAGUACAUUGAUGAACUUGGUCGCAUUUGGACUCCCUAUAACUGGUCAAAUUCGGUGCAGAUCGAUACAUUUUUCCCAAUUGACUCCCUGAGCAAUAAUGACUAUAAACUGCCAGAGAAAAUCAUGAAGCAUGCUGUUAAACCACUGAAUGCUAGUCUUCCCUUGCAAUACUACUUGGACCAGGGUGGUACAAAUUCCAUUAGUUUCUAUGUCUACUUGCAUUUCUGUGAACUAGAGAAACUCCAGGAUAAUGCAGUAAGGGAAUUUGACAUUUUACUGAAUUGGAACUCUUGGGUCAAAUCUGUUGUUCCUAGUUACCUGAAGACAAAUACCAGCAGCAAAGAAAGUCCCGUUAAAGGAGGUGCGAGUGGAGAACUAUGGCUAAGUAUUGAAAGAACAAAAAGAUCAACACUUCCCCCCAUCCUCAAUGCCAUGGAGGUUUACGUGGAAAAAGAUAUGUCAGAAUUACCUACAGACGCAGAAGAUUUUGAUGCUAUGGUGAAUAUCUCAUUGACGUAUCGGGUGAAGAAAAAUUGGCAAGGAGAUCCGUGCAAGCCAAUGAAUUCUUCAUGGAAUAAUGUAAAUUGCAGCUACAAUGGUAACAAUUCACCAAAAAUUACGUCAUUGAACCUUUCCUCUACUGAUUUGACUGGGGAAAUAGCUCCUGCUCUCUUUGGUCUCAAAUCAUUGAAGUAUUUGGAUUUAUCAUACAAUAGCCUAACUGGACCUGUGCCUCAGUUUCUAUCAGAACUGCCUGCUUUGGAGAUUUUGAAUUUAACAAGCAACAAUCUCACAGGUUCUGUUCCCAAGGCUCUGAUGGAGAAGUCCUCCUUGUUAUUAAUUACGGAUGGCAAUCCCAAUCUCUGUCGGUCGGACACCUGCGAACAAGCAACAAAGAAGAAGAAGAAGAAUCAGAGCACUACUGCAAUAGUUGCAUCUGUUGUUUCCUCCAUUGUAUUUUUAAGUGCAAUAGCUAUCUUGUGGAGCUUAAAGAGGAGAAAACAUAAAGGCAAUGUAGGAGGCAGGACAUUGAAGUUGAAAAAUCGAAGAUUCUCAUACUCUGAGGUUGUGAGUAUUACAAAUAAUUUCGAAAGGGUAAUCGGGAAAGGAGGAUUCGGAACAGUUUAUCUUGGCUACUUGAAAGAUGGCACUGAAGUUGCUGUCAAAAUGCUCUCUCGAUCAUCAAGUCAGGGAUCCGAACAGUUCUGGACUGAGGCUGAGCUCUUAACAACUGUCCAUCAUAGAAAUUUGGCUGCCCUAAUUGGGUAUUGUGAUGAAGGCUCAAACACAGCACUCAUAUAUGAAUAUAUGAUUAAUGGCAACUUACAAGAAUGUUUAUUAGACAAAAAAAGAGCUGUCUUAACCUGGGAACAGAGACUUCAAAUAGCAAUAGACGCAGCACAAGCAUUGGAGUAUCUGCAUGAUGGUUGCAAGCCACCCAUAAUCCACAGAGACAUCAAGACUGCCAACAUCUUAUUGAAUGAGAAGUUGCAAGCGAAAGUUGCAGAUUUUGGAUUGUCCAGAAUCUUUCCCGUUGAAGAUGGAAGUCAUGUAUCAACUGCAGUUGUUGGAACAUUUGGAUAUCUUGAUCCAGAGUACUAUAUUACGAGCAGGUUAACUGAGAAAAGUGAUGUCUAUAGCUUUGGUGUUGUUCUAUUUGAAUUGAUCACAGGCCAGCCUGCGAUCAUAAAAAGCUGUGACAAUGAGAAUACUCACAUAGUCCAAUGGGUUAUGCCAAUGCUUGAGAGAGGGGAAAUUAGCAACAUUGUCGAUCCAAGGUUACAAGGGGAUUUUGACAGUAACUCUGUUUGGAAAACUUUAGAGACUGCAAUGGCAUGCGUACCAUCCAGUUCCAUCCAAAGGCCAACCAUGAGUCGUGUAGUCGGAGAAUUGAAGGAGUGUUUGGAAAUACAUGUUGCCAUGAGUGGAAAAGAUUUGGACAUGACAGAAGCUAACAGGAUGACAUCAAGCAAUGCAAUUGACAAUUUUGCCUCUGUGGAUCUUGAAUCUUCAAUGAGCUUUCCACAAGCAAGGUAGAGUAAGUUCUGGAAAGAAAAGAUGUUGUCUUAGAAGGUAAUCCUGCAGAAUUUCAAUUGAGAUUUCAGGGAGUCAAUUCUUGUUAAAAACAAAGAUUGAUUAUUUUUUCUUAUUACGGGCCCUUAUUAUUUAUUCUUCAUUAUACUGUUUUUUAUUAUAUUGAUGUUGUUGCGGUUGUUGAUGUUGGAUUUGCAAGUAUAUAUUGUCGCACUUACUUCUAUAAUUGAUUGUCCAAUUUGAUGUAAUUCUGUUGAUAUAUGAAAAUAAUUUCCUACUGAUUGGGAAAAAAAAAGUUUGUUGCUA